This is a messenger RNA of Lingula anatina, 1273 nucleotides long. RefSeq lists its product as uncharacterized. Lineage: Eukaryota; Metazoa; Brachiopoda; Lingulata; Lingulida; Lingulidae. The record is from RefSeq and is a predicted model, not a curated record.
AGCCGCAGCAAUGGAGUACCGGCACUGCAGACGCCUGGUUCUGAUCGUGAUCUUAAGUACGCUAAGUCGAACUUUUGCAAGUAACCACCUUACAAACAAACAGACCAGUUAUAUGUCUAAGUCAUCUGGUCGUAAUACUGAGAAUGCGGUUUUAAAAGAAAACUUGAAUCGCGAACAAACGGGAAAGUUUGCAGUUUUUGAUUCUAAGGAGUCAAACGGCACUUACAGAGGAACAACGAAGGCUAUUGUUUUGAACGACGAAGAUAGCAAUGACGCGUCAGGGGACGAGGCAGACAUACAGACCGCCGCCUCUGGAUUCGACUUGGCGAGCCAUACUUUGAAGGAAAUCAUCCAUAAGGUGCACAGAAUCGAGCAAUUAGAGGAAUCCCAGGAGAAAAAACUGGACAAUAUUUUUGCGUUUCUGGCCCAAUUGGACCUCGCCCUGUCGGACAUACGGGAUCAAAUUUCUGAUUUACCUCUGGAUGUCAUGCAGAUUCUCAACGCCAAAAAUAUCAUCAAUACUGCUAUCGUGUCAGUCCCUGUUGACAACGAAAGACAAGAGCUGAGACGUCCACGGACUCAGAGUGACUUACAGCUACAACAGACGUCUUCUGAAACUAAAACCAAGUUUGGUAUCGUUCCUGCUUUGUCUGAAAGUGAAAAGCUCUCAAAUGUUGAUGUGUCAAUAACGACAACAGCAGCAUCAGUCACGACAACAGAGACUAGCCCGUCGCCCGCAGUGAAGUACAGGUCGUCAAUUUAUCAUCUUUUGAGACAAAAAGAAACAGAAAGACUACAACACAAAGAUGAAAAUCGUCGUCAACCGCACGAAGUAGUAGAGCAACAGCAACAGCAGAAACAACAACAUAAACAGCUGCGCAAUUUAGUUCGAAAUUCCCCUGUUGACCAACUGGGAAGUGGGUCUAGUAGCACGAGACAUGGGCACCGGACAUAUACCUCCCCCAUAGCCACUGGCACCCGAAGAGCACAGAGACGCUGGCUCAUCACCAAAUUCGGAUCACGUGAGGCAGCAUCCACGCUGAGGUCCCGAGAGGAAAAACACCUUUCAGAAUGCCCCAAAGGAUACGACCUCCGCUACGGUAAGAGCUGCUACUACGUCAGCCCCCGCUACUCGUACACCUUUGCGUGGGAACAGGCGCGUGCGCAGUGUACGGCUCUUGAGGGGAGUCUGCUUUCAGUGGAAACAUGGGACGAACACCAGUUUCUGAAAACGCACUUGAAAGCACUGAGGAAGUGUGAAUUAGCUUUGUGA